Molecule: messenger RNA, 873 nt
Organism: Pleurotus ostreatus (oyster mushroom)
Lineage: Eukaryota; Fungi; Basidiomycota; Agaricomycetes; Agaricales; Pleurotaceae
Exons: 5
Coding region: 1-873 (290 amino acids)
Cellular component (GO): cytosol
Molecular function (GO): holo-[acyl-carrier-protein] synthase activity; magnesium ion binding
Source: RefSeq, a predicted model, not a curated record
AUGUCGAACCCAGCAACGACAGACUGUCCAAUACUCGUGUGGAUGCUCUCGUUGAACCGGGAAUAUACCAAAGAAGAAUAUGAUGCCUGUUACCAAGUAGUAAAGGAAUGCGUGCCUCAUGAAAAUGUCAAUUAUAAUCCCCCAGAUGCAGAUACAUUCAGACAAUUGAUGACAUUAAUGUUGCCAUUGCUGAUGAUGAGACAUAGACGGAUACCUAGAGCCAAGUGGCGGGACUGCGUGACUCCUACCGGAAAGCAUUGGAUUGAGCAGAUUCCAGACGAUCUACCGCCAGAAAAGUUUCUGCACUCGAUGAUUGGAUACCAUUUGGCCACCGAAAACUCGCUGUGUGGGAUGGCUAUGACCCAGGGUAUUCAGCGUAAAGUCAUCAACAUUGGUCUGGGGAUGAAACAGCUUCUUGUUGAGCCACGCGGAAUCUCGAUGCAGACCUACGUAGAGUCGUUCUCACAUAAACUUACCCAGCUGGAACUUUCAAUGAUAUCGCCUGAUCUUGGUGACGAAGUGAUGCUGCGAAGAUUAUGCAUCAUCAUUUCCCUCAAACAGGCCUAUAUCAAAGCAAUCGGUCAACCAAUAGGUUUCGACUGGUCGCGGCUAGAAUUCAACAUCCCUGAAGAAACCGUCAUUGGCGAUGGCCAUCCGCUAACAGGAUGGGAAUUCCGUAUAUUUAAAGCCAACCUUGGUGUCGCGCGCAAAGAGAUCCUCGUUGAGGAACAGUAUCAGUGCGUCUGUGCGUUCUUCCGAGGGACAAAGGACUCCAAGUUUAUAUGGCACGAGUCUCAAAAAGAGCUGGAAUCCUGGGUGCAAUUCAUAAAUAUCGACCAAAUGGUCAAAGUCAUUCCGAAACUUACUGCAUGA